AUGGAGGACCAGUGGCUGCAUGCCUGGGGCCUGGGCUUGGUCGGCUGCUUGGCCGGCCAGUUGGCUUGCGGCGGAUCUACUGUAGGCGCCAGCUGUCUAUGGUUGGGUGCAAGGAUACUGGGAGCAGCAGGACGGCCAAGUCGUGAUGGGGAUUGGUUGAACGCCGGCUGCAAGCCCGCUAGGAUGAAACGGAGCAUGGGAGUCUCGGAAUGGUGUGAGUUUGGCUGGUACUGGGCCAAGUUUACUGUGUUAGCCUGGGCUGGACCUUGUUGGCUUCUUCUAUGGGCUGGUAUUGGUACAUGGGGUCUUGGCUUCUACUUGGGCUGGACCUGGGCUGCAGCCCCCCCAGCCCGGGCUCUAAGAUCCAUCCCCGUCAGUGAUGACAAUGUCAUGGUGACAACCAGAGCACUUCUGUUCAUAUGCCAUAUUAUGAUAGAAGAGCUUGCUGCCAUGGUGCAAAAGAGUAAGCAUUUAGUGGUGUUUACUGGGGCCGGGAUAUCAACUUCGUCAGGCAUACCUGAUUUUCGAGGGCCCAAGGGUGUCUGGACCUUGCAGCGUGCAGGAAAAGGUGUUCCUAAUGCAUCACUUCCCUUCCAUCGUGCUGUUCCAAGUUUGACUCAUAUGGCACUAGUCGAACUGGAAAGAGCAGGAUUUCUAAAGUUCGUCAUAAGCCAGAAUGUUGACAGCCUACAUCUCCGUUCUGGUUUCCCAAGGGAGAAGCUGGCUGAAUUACAUGGCAAUUCUUUCAAGGAGAUCUGCCCAUGCUGUAAAACUGAGUACCUUCGUGAUUUUGAGAUUGAGACAAUAGGACUGAAGGAUACUCCAAGGCGUUGUUCUGAUAAGAAUUGUGGAGCUAGAUUAAAAGAUACAGUUCUUGACUGGGAUGAUGCUUUACCCCCUGAGGAGAUGAAUUCGGCCAAGGAGCAUUGUCGAUCAGCUGAUCUUGUCUUAUGUCUAGGAACUAGCUUGCAGAUUACUCCUGCAUGUAAUAUGCCUCUGAUGUCAAUCAAGAAUGGGGGGAGGGUGGCUAUUGUAAAUCUUCAGGCAACUCCAAAGGAUAAAAAGGCAAGCCUUGUCAUCCAUGGACUUGUUGAUAAGGUCAUUGCUGGAGUCAUGAGCAAGUUGAGUCUACGAAUUCCUCCAUAUAUACGUACUGACUUUGUUCAGCUCACUCUCAGGCACUCAGUGAAAAAGAAAUGUGUUAGAUGGACUCUUCGAGUAACAAGUAUUCAUGGCCUCCGAGCACCGUUGCCAUUUCUUCAAUCUGUCAAGGUUUCCUUUCCAGAAAGACCUGACAUGAAAUCUGUAGUGCUUAAAGAGCAACCAUUCUCUUUGCAGAGGGAAACAUCAAUGAAUAAACCAUUUUUCAUGCUGUUGACAUUAAAUUUCAGUGAUGGUUGCAGCUGCUUGAGCUCAUCAAUCGGAUGGCCUGUUGAUUUUCAGAAGCAAAAAGAUAGCUUCGUCAGAGAUAAAGCUCUAGUCCUACGGGAGUUGCACUCUGCUGCAGAGCAGGAGUCUUGCGCUGGGCAACAAGAAAUUCUGGAAAGAGAGAGCCUGCCAAGAGCUGAGACAUCUAUUCAUGGAAUUGUAACAAACAUCGCCAGGUAUGACAUUGAUGAUGAAAAGUUGGCUCCACCCAAGGAUGAUUUGAUGAAUCACAGCCACAGCAACCCUGCAAAACGGCACAUGGAAGGCACUGAUUGCCACUCGCCACUGCCAAAGAAACUGAAGUACUUUUCGAAAGACGAGAAGCUGAACUGCUAA
Miscanthus lutarioriparius is the source of this 1764-nucleotide messenger RNA. NCBI's taxonomy places the organism in Eukaryota, Viridiplantae, Streptophyta, Magnoliopsida, Poales, Poaceae. The record is from the annotation of a GenBank genome assembly.